AUGGAAAGCAGCGGAGGGACAACACCAGAAGAGCGCAUCGCAGAAGCAUCGAAUAUGGAUUCCAUCAACACCGGACCGCCAACACUGGAACCUCGAAACCCUAUUGAGCCUCUCGAAAACGUUCAAACAGACGCCGAAGGUGAUCAGCCGACCAUUAAGAAGAAGACAUCCAAGCAUGCAAAAGCCUUGGAGAUUUUGAAAUGGUUCGUCAAAGACCAAUGGUUCCUCCUCGCAAUGGGCGCCGUAGUCCUCAUUUCGUCCCAAGUCCAAGUCCCAGCCUCACAGCAGCGCACAAAGCGGACGGUAGUCACAUACCUCGCAGUCUCCGUCAUCUUCUUCAUCAACGGCUGCACACUGGACACACGGGUCAUGCUCGCCAACUACAUGCGCUGGAAGCUACACAUCUUCGUCCAACUACAAUGCUACCUCGUCUGUUCAGCAGCCACCUUUGCCGUUGUCAGCCUAUGUGCGACGAAUCCCAACUUCAUGGACCCAUGGCUACUGAUCGGCUUCCUUUUCGUCGGCAGCGCACCUACAACAAUGUCCAGCAACGUUGUCAUGACGAGACAAGCUCAUGGAAACGCGGCACUCACGGUAGUUCAAUCCGUCAUUGGCCAAUUCCUCUGUCCCUUUUUGACGCCCAUCAUCCUGCAAAUGUAUCUUUCUACGGGAUCGUGGUAUAGCAAGGUUCUCCAGCGCGGCUCUGGUUACGCCGGCAUUUACCAGCGUGUCUUCAUGCAACUCGGCCUGUCGCUAUUUCUUCCAAUGUUAGUCGGACAGAUUGUACAACGCCUGUUCCCCAAGAUGACGAAGAAAGUGUUCUUCGAGUGGAAACUGCUCAAGCUUUCGUCAAUCGCGCUUCUCACGAUGGUGUGGCAGACUUUCGAUCAAGCGUUUUCUUCUGGUGCGUUUGAGGCUGUGAAGCCGUCCAACAUCAUCUUCAUCGUCUUCAUCACAAUCGCGCUGUACUUUAUAUGGCUCGCCAUAUGCUUCACAGCCGCUACUUUGUGGUUGCCGAAGAAGGAUGUUAUUGCAUGCUGUUAUUGUUGCCCGGCAAAGGCUCUUGCUAUGGUUGUCCCCCUCACGUCGGUCAUGUACAUCAACAUCGAUCCGGUCGAUCAGUCGAAGAUGCAGAUACCUGCGAUCAUCUUCCAGGCUUUUCAGGUUGCUAUUGGUGGCAUCAUGACCAUUGGUUUCCGCAAGUGGAUCCGACCAGAAGAAGAAAAAGAAGAGGCGGAAAAGAACGUCGAAGCAGGCGCAGCGAAGUAG
This is a messenger RNA of Alternaria postmessia, 1269 nucleotides long. RefSeq lists its product as uncharacterized. The record is from RefSeq and is a predicted model, not a curated record. Gene Ontology annotation, cellular component: plasma membrane. The coding region runs from base 1 to 1269 and encodes 422 amino acids. The transcript has a single exon. Lineage: Eukaryota; Fungi; Ascomycota; Dothideomycetes; Pleosporales; Pleosporaceae.